UCCCGCAACCAAAUAUAAUUCGUGGACAAUCACGGGACGCGACGUUUGCACUCCGUUAACUCUAACGGUGGAUAUGUAUAAAAAGUCCUCAAACGGAAAAGUAAAAAAAUAAACUCCAUUCUCAACGAAUCUUGAGGUUCAGGUUGUAACGGUAACGGCUACUCUCUUGGCAAUAAUUGUGAGUCUACCUAUAGAGAGAGAAUGCUAUAGUGUCCAAGGCUCCAAACUGAUCCAAAGUCUACAACUCUUUUGCUUCCAUUACAUUCUCUCUACGGUUCUUUGCUGAAAACUCUCCGGUGAAAGCAUCUGAUUCCGAGUUACAAAGGGUCGGUCUCGGAAUUGAGAUCGGUCCAAGAAUAAUCCUUUUCGGAGGAUUGAAUAUCAUGUGCUAGAUCGGGAACUUAUAAGCUCUUUUGGGUGGUAUUGUUCCUUUUCCGAGAAUGGUCGACGUGGCUCUUAAGAAAUCCUUCAUUUAAUUGGGAGCUAAUGAGAAGAGUUCGGCGCCUGAAUUAAUUAUUGCAAGAUAACUGUUAUUAAUAAUAUUUAUAUCAUCAAAUAGUAUUGACUAUUGAAUAUGGAGACAAGCGGAGUGUUUAGGCCUGAAUCUCAUGUCCCACAGCAAAGUCGACGUGACAAGUUGCGAGUCCAGCAAGCUACUUCAUCAUCGAACAUAGCAGUACCAAUGUCUCACCACUUAGACUAUAAUCCCCACAAUAACCUGGAACAUUUCUCCAGUUCUAGUACUCUCAACCACCCAGAUCACCAUCACCAACAUCAUAAUUACAAUCUCACUAUUAGGAAUAAUCCCAGCAAUAAUUUCAUUUUCGACCCAAGUGUUCUUUCCUCUGAAAUGCUUAAUUUUUCCAGGAAUAAUGUCCUUCCUUCACCUAAUCAUCAUCAACCCAGUAGGAUUAAUAGUGCUAGUACUUGUCAUGGUGAUCCAGAUCAAUUAAGUCAUGAAGCAGCAGCAGCUCAAAUGACGGAAAGGUCUUUGUCUUCGUCAAUGGCGGUUGGUGACGCUUCCCUCUCCUUUCCACGCUCUAAACCUUCAGAGCCUCAGGUUAGUUUUAUUAACUGGAGGAGCCUUAAUAAUGACAGUGAUCCACAGCAAAGCAACUUCGAAAAUUGGUCUUCGUCGACUCAGAAUAUCUCAGGCCAAAAGUACUUAGAGGCAAUGGUAAUGUCAGGAAACGAGCUCGCUCUUCUCCCAAGCUUCGGUAACCAAUCAACGACAUUGCGUUUCGACAAUAUUUCUGGGUCGUCGUCGUCUUCAGUGAUGGGAAAUCAACAAGAUAAUCGUCACCAGUACGAAAAGAGAGAGCAAGAUGCAGAGUUGUUAAGAACGAGUGACACUGUCAUUUGCGAUUCACAUAAUCUCCAAGGUCUCUCUCUUUCACUCUCGUCAAAUCCAACGAGUUCUACAUUGCCCAGCAUACCUCAUCAUCUUGGUGAUCAUGAUCACGAUGAUCAUCGAGAAUCAAAGGCUGAUGAGAAAUCUGCUUACUCGGGUUCCGUUUCAAUGCCAAAGCCAUCCAUAAUCAGCAAAGCUUGUGGUUCAAAAUCACUUCAAGACAUAGUUGGGAGUAGCAACAACUCUUCCAACAUGUAUAGGAGUUCGGGUCCUCUCGGGCCUUUCACGGGUUAUGCUACCAUUUUAAAGAGUUCGAGGUUUUUAAGACCUGCCCAGCAGUUGUUGGAUGAUUUUUGUGGCUCAAAAGAGAUUAAUGUCAAAAUUACUUGUGAUAUUUCUGAGAGGAUUUCUGGUGGAGGUGGUGUUAGCGCUUCUGUGUCGGUAGCAGCCCUUUCGGGUUCGGGUUCGGGUUCGGUUGAUGUGAUUGAGACUGAAGUUCUGGGCAAGGGAAGUAAUUCGUCUGCGUCGUCUUCUACGUUUUAUGGUUCGAAUGAGAUUAGUGGAGACUGUGGCGGUGGGAGUAUCUCUUUGGAGUCUUCAAGACCAGAACACCAACAGAAAAAGGCUAAACUCCUCUACAUGCACGAAGAGGUUGGCAGAAGGUACAAGCAAUACCGUCAGCAAAUGGAGAUGGUUGUUUCGUCAUUUGAGUCCGUCGCAGGCCUUGGUUCCUCCACGCCAUACAUCUCCUUGGCACUCGAAGCCAUCUCAAGACACUUUCGUUGUCUUAAGAAUGCCAUCUCGGACCAGCUAAAGCAGACAGGGAGAGCCUUGGGAGAGGACUUGUCAUCCUUUACGACUGGCUCCAGUAGUUUGACCAAAGGUGCUAUUGAUGCUUUGUUAAGUAGCACAGCAAGGCUAAAGUACAUGGAACAAAGUUUCCUAAAGCACAAGUCCAGUGGGCCAAACUUGAGCUUCCCUGAGCCCCAACAACCUGUCUGGAGGCCCCAGAGAGGCCUACCCGAACGUUCUGUGGCCAUUCUCAGAGCGUGGCUGUUUGAGCAUUUUCUUCACCCGUACCCUACUGACACAGACAAGCACAUGUUAGCCACUCAAACGGGUCUAACUCGAAACCAGGUGUCAAACUGGUUUAUUAAUGCCCGAGUGCGAGUUUGGAAGCCUAUGGUUGAAGAAAUACACAUGCUUGAAACGAAAGGCUUGACAGACAGAAGUAAUAGCAUUAACUCUGGCAAUCAUGAUCAUGCGAUGAAUAAUCCUGUAAACAACGAUCAAGGCACCUGCAGCGCAAGCCAUAUUGACCACACAUCAACCAAGCUUCGUGCGAUUGUGAUGCCCAACAAUAAGCAAAUGGAAUGUUCUGGGACAGGCUACUCAUCAUCACCAUGCAAUAAUAGAGACCGGGAUGGAUCAUUCCUUGUUGAUCAAUCGCAGAGUCAGGAAAAGCGGUCCAGAUUGGAGGGUCAAGUUCCAACCGGCAUGGCUGGGGGGGCACUAGUUGGCUUUGUACCAUACCAUCGAACCGAGCUUGAAAUUUGGAGUCACGCUCGACAAUAACAAAUAACAAAACAUAAAGUAGAAGCUGACAACAUGAAUGUUGUCACCUUUGGAAAAUUUGACUUGGAGGUGAAUAUGAUUCAUAAUUUGAUCAGAUAAUGAAGAGUAGUUUUAUAUGUGCUUUCUAUGCAUGAUCCAUAUUCACCUCCAUUUUGAUAGAACUCUUGUUCUAAUCAUGCGCCUAGCUAGUGGUGGGUAGGCUUCUAUGCUUGAGUAUUUUCUUUGAGAUCAAUUUUAUGAUGUUGUGAAUGGAAUGAGGAUACGUACGUAGAGUGGGCAUAAAUGUUAAUUUUGUCAUGAGAGAAAAGGAGGGAAGGGAGAGGCUGUUUUUUAGAACUAGAGAUGUCCAGAGGAUUGUAUAUAGCUUUGUCAGAAAUUAAUUCAUCUGGGGGUCUUCUUGUUAUCAAUUGCCUAAAUUUCAAAUAAUGGAUGUGUAUAGCUGGGGUUUCAAUGUU
Molecule: messenger RNA, 3381 nt
Organism: Humulus lupulus (European hop)
Lineage: Eukaryota; Viridiplantae; Streptophyta; Magnoliopsida; Rosales; Cannabaceae
Product: BEL1-like homeodomain protein 1
Exons: 5
Coding region: 575-2926 (783 amino acids)
Biological process (GO): regulation of transcription by RNA polymerase II
Molecular function (GO): DNA-binding transcription factor activity, RNA polymerase II-specific; RNA polymerase II cis-regulatory region sequence-specific DNA binding
Source: RefSeq, a predicted model, not a curated record